AUGGCUGAACAAGAAUACGACAAGUACUUGCAGUACUCACGAACAAAACUAAUGAAUCACCUCACUGCAUUUGCACUACAUCGUCUUCUCGUUCAGCAAAAGUGUCAGUUUCGAGUAACGUCUAACGUCGUCGAGUUGGGUAAUAUGGAACAAAAUCGUCAAAAACGAGCCAGGUGA
Molecule: messenger RNA, 177 nt
Organism: Anisakis simplex (herring worm)
Lineage: Eukaryota; Metazoa; Nematoda; Chromadorea; Rhabditida; Anisakidae
Source: the annotation of a GenBank genome assembly